Drosophila albomicans is the source of this 1288-nucleotide messenger RNA. RefSeq names its product probable serine hydrolase. Bases 125 to 1129 code for a protein of 334 amino acids. The transcript is spliced from 2 exons. Lineage: Eukaryota; Metazoa; Arthropoda; Insecta; Diptera; Drosophilidae. The record is from RefSeq and is a predicted model, not a curated record.
CACUUUUGAUCAUAUGUUUUAAUUUCGUUUGAGCAAGUGCACGUUAGCUGUAGUUGUUGCCGCCAGUGAUAUUAUUCAAUACGUUUGGCACACACAAAGUGUAAUACUCACUACAAAAACUCAAAUGAAGGGUCCAAGGAGUCUCCUGAGCCUGCUGGCAAGUGGAGCACAGCAAAGUCUACGUCACGCUCACGGUCAAAGUUCAGCGAAUAACUUGAAGGCGCUCACAAAACAUUACGAGGAAGUCAGCAUCCCGGUGCCUUGGGGCCACAUUGCAGGCAAAUGGUAUGGCCCAAAGCAUGUUCGUCCCAUUCUGGCCAUGCACGGCUGGCAGGACAAUGCCGGUACCUUCGAUACGCUCGCCCCGCUGCUGCCCAAUCACCUGCCAUUGCUCAGCAUCGAUGCACCUGGGCAUGGACUGUCAUCGUGGUUACCAAAUGGCGUAAUGUAUCACUCCAUUGAUUAUGUGCACAUGAUUCUGCGCAUUAUGGAAGAGUAUAAUUGGGACAAAGUAUCCAUAUUGGGUCACUCGAUGAGCUCGUUCAAUGGCUUUGUGUUCAGUGCCCUGUUCCCCGAUAAAGUGGAUAUGUUCAUUGGCCUCGACAUUCUUAAGCCACCCAUACGCAAUAGUAAACAAAUUGUGGAUGCAUUGUCCGAACGUCUGGAGGGUUCGAUGAAGCUAGAGCGAAGGCUACGCAGCGGUGGCGAACCACCAGCUUAUGAAUGGGAUCAACUGGUGGAACGACUGCAUCAGGGCUCCAACAAGUCGAUCGAUAUGGAGGCAUGCAAGUACCUGUUGCAGCGUAAUGUUAAACCCUCGAGUCAUGAGCCGCACAAGUAUUACUUUUCGCGGGAUAAUCGACUGAAGACCUCUCAGUUCUACACUCUCUCACUUGAAGUUGUGCUGGAGAUGGCUGCACGUAUUAAGGCGCCACAUCUGUUUAUCAAAGCUCUGCAGGCUCCUUACUAUGAGGAUAAGAAAUAUUAUGAUGCCACAAUGGAGGUGCUGCGCAAGAAUCCGCUGUUCGAAUAUCAAGAAGUUGAGGGAUCGCAUCAUGUACAUCUCAAUGAGCCCGAGAAGGUGGCGCAUAUUAUCAAUUCGUUUAUUAACCGAUGUAGACCCUUAUGAGAGUCUGAUAAAUCCUUACUCAACUGCCCUCCCAGCACUGUACAAACUUAACCCUCCCUUAGCUAAGCUAUUGUUUGAUAUUUAAAUGUUUGACUAUUGAUAUUUGUGGCCACAAGACGAACGAAUUUAGAAGAUAAGAGUAAUAAAAACGAAACACAA